AUGGAGGGCUACCUGAACACCGCGUACAUCGUCAACACCAACAGCACGGAGGAACAGCUUCUCAUUCUUAAGACGAUCUGCCAGAAACUCCGCUUAAAACAGGCUAACAAGUCGGACCUUGAACUCUGCCAGGGCCUGCUGGGUAACUCUGAUGCCAUCACGGACAUCCCGACGGCGUCCAAGUACGUGCUGGCGUGCCUGUACGUGGUCACAAUAACGGCGUCGUUGAUAGGCAACUCGCUGGUGGUGCUGUCGUUCGUCUGUCACCGCCACAUGCGCUCCACUAUGAACGUCUUCAUCCUGUCUCUCGCCGUCAGCGACUUCUUCGUCAGCGUCACGUGCAUGCCCGUCAACAUCGUGACGGCCUUCUCCAGGUACUGGGUGCUGGGAGAGUUCUGCUGUAAACUGGUGCCCUUCAUGAUCAACACUUCUUUUGUUCUGCAGGUACUGGGUGCUGGGAGAGUUCUGCUGUACUGGGUGCUGGGAGAGUUCUGCUGUAAACUGGUGCCCUUCAUGAUCAACACUUCUUUUGUUCUGCAGGUACUGGGUGCUGGGAGAGUUCUGCUGUACUGGGUGCUGGGAGAGUUCUGCUGUAAACUGAUGCCCUUCAUGAUCAACACUUCUUUUGUUCUGCAGGUACUGGGUGCUGGGAGAGUUCUGCUGUACUGGGUGCUGGGAGAGUUCUGCUGUAAACUGAUGCCCUUCAUGAUCAACACUUCUUUUGUUCUGCAGGUACUGGGUGCUGGGAGAGUUCUGCUGUACUGGGUGCUGGGAGAGUUCUGCUGUAAACUGAUGCCCUUCAUGAUGAACACUUCUUUUGUUCUGCAGGUACUGGGUGCUGGGAGAGUUCUGCUGUACUGGGUGCUUGGAGAGUUCUGCUGUAAACUGGUGCCCUUCAUGAUCAACAGUUCUUUUGUUCUGCAGGUACUGGGUGCUGGGAGAGUUCUGCUGUACUGGGUGCUGGGAGAGUUCUGCUGUAAACUGGUUCCCUUCAUGAUCAACCUGACGGUGGCGUCGAGCUCGCUCACCCUGUGCUGCAUCGCCAUCGACCGCUAUUUCGCCAUCGUGCACCCCCUCAAGCGGCGCUUCACCAAGAGUCCCGGGUUCGCGGCUGCGUUCCUGACGACAGUGUGGCUGCUAGCCGUGGCGUCGAGCACUCCGUACGCCUACCUGUACGAGCUGUCGACGGUGUGCGGUGACGAGACGACGGCGACGUGCGACGACGUCUCCCACAUCUGCAUCGCGUCAGACGACGGCCCGGCGGACUCCCUCAAGACGUGGAUGACGUUCGUGGUGCUGCUCGUCAUCCCCUUUAUCCUAGUGGGCGCCGCGUACGGCAGGAUCGUCCUGCAGCUGUGGGGGAGGACUCCAGUGGGGGCCGUGGGGGCUCGGGGCGCCGCCGCCGAUCAGCAGACGAGGUACAAGAGGAAGGCGAUCAAGAUGCUCGUGCUCGUCGUUCUGCUGUACACGUUCUGCUGGUCGCCUCUCCUCGUGUUCGACAUCGUCUCCAAGGAAACCAACCUGCAGGCGUCGGCCGUCAACUUCAACAUCCGCUACUACCUACAGUGGCUGGCCCUGAGCGGGGCAUGCUACAACCCCAUCAUAUACGCGUUCAUGAACGAAGCGUUCAGAAAGAACUUCGCCAAGCUGUUGCUCUGUCAGAGAGCGAGGGUUCGCGUGAUGCCAGGGGAGACGAGGCGUCACGGGGUGAAUAUUGUCGUCGAAAACGUCAGCGAACCACCUGCCUGUGAAAACCACACAGAACGCCAGACAGCAACCGAAACAGUUACACACAUCUAAUAAUCCACAAUGAGUGAUAUAAACUUCUAAUAUGCUACAGUGAGGGAUAUAAACAUCUAAUAUUCCAAUGUGAGUGAUAUAAACAUCUA
Gigantopelta aegis is the source of this 1889-nucleotide messenger RNA. Its product is annotated as QRFP-like peptide receptor. The coding region runs from base 1 to 1800 and encodes 599 amino acids. Gene Ontology annotation, cellular component: membrane. The transcript has 8 exons. The record is from RefSeq and is a predicted model, not a curated record. Gene Ontology annotation, molecular function: G protein-coupled receptor activity. Gene Ontology annotation, biological process: G protein-coupled receptor signaling pathway. NCBI's taxonomy places the organism in Eukaryota, Metazoa, Mollusca, Gastropoda, Neomphalida, Peltospiridae.